AUGUCAAGAUCCCAAAUCUACCCAGUCUACAAAGUGAAAUUGAAACUAGCAAUCCAAGACCCAGACAUGCCAUCUACCCGAUACCACACAAUACUCUUCGUCCAGACAAACGCGCAAGGUCCACGUAGCGGGAUUAAGCACCACGUCACCGGCGACAUUGUCACAGGCAUGCACUACGAGUCAGCAGAAUACGACGACCCGGAGACAGACGAGAAUUUCUUCUCAAAGGAACUCAUCGGACAUACCAGAGCUCUCAACUAUCCCAAGAACUGGAACGAUACUCUCAAGUCUAUCCCGGCGCCACCGAAGCAGAAGGCUUUCAAUAAAGUGACAAUGAAGACAGAGCCCGUCAAGAGUUGGGAUCCUGUGACGUUUUACGGGCCUGGAGAGCCUCGUCUGCCGUUGAUCAAAUGCACAGAGUGGAUUGAGGAUCAGGCUAUUUCGACUUUGAUCAAUGCGGGCUUGAUUCAUGGAGAUAUGAGCGUAUAG
Molecule: messenger RNA, 489 nt
Organism: Penicillium egyptiacum
Lineage: Eukaryota; Fungi; Ascomycota; Eurotiomycetes; Eurotiales; Aspergillaceae
Source: the annotation of a GenBank genome assembly